Molecule: messenger RNA, 1104 nt
Organism: Quercus robur (English oak)
Lineage: Eukaryota; Viridiplantae; Streptophyta; Magnoliopsida; Fagales; Fagaceae
Exons: 1
Coding region: 1-1104 (367 amino acids)
Source: RefSeq, a predicted model, not a curated record
AUGGUCGAACUUGUCCAUUCGGCCCAAAAUUUUAUGAACACAGAAGAUGCGAUCAUUGCUAAGAAGAGGAAGAGAUCUGAGAGAAUAGAAGUAAACCCCAAUCAUCAUUCUGAGCAAGGCUCACGUCCAAAGAAGGGAUGGAUGGAAGAAAGGAAAGACCGAGAUAAUAAGAAGCAGCCUAGCUCUUCAGCAUGGAAUCAACAGUAUACCCCCUUGAACACGCCACUUGAACAAGUCCUUAUGCAAAUCAAGGAUGAUCCUUCCUUGAAGUGGCUGGAGAAAAUGAAGAGAGAUCCCAAUAAGCACAAUAGGAAUAAGUAUUGUCGCUUCCAUAGGGAUCAUGGGCAUGAUACAGACGAGUGUUUUGAUUUAAAGCAGCAGAUUGAGAAUCUCAUAAGGCAAGGGAAGUUGAGGAAUUUCCUUGGACGAGACCACAAGGACAAGAAAUUGAAAGGGAAGAUGGAAGAAUCAUUGCAGCAAUCGCUCGAAGAAAUAAGAGUCAUCAUAAGGGGAAAUUCGACAGGCCAGUCGUCCAAGUCAAAGAAAGCCUACUUGAAGGUAGUGCAGAGCGUCCAACUUUCUGGACGAUCACCAAGGGCAAGGUCCACGGACGAGCAGGUGAUCACUUUCACGGACGAAGACGCUGAGAGAAUUCACCACCCUCACGAUGAUGCCAUCGUCAUCACCUUGCUUAUUGUCGACUACACAACUAGAAGAGUGCUAGUGGACAACGGAAGCUCUGCAGACAUUUUAUAUUAUCCAGCUUUUCAGCAGAUGAGAUUAAGACGAGACCAGCUCCGUCCAGUGAACUCCCCCCUGGUAGGUUUUGGUGGAAUGAAGGUACAGACUGUGGGUACUAUUUCAUUAUCAGUGGUAGUGGGAGCGUACCCGCGACAAAUCACCAAGGAUGUGAACUUCCUUGUGGUAGAUUGUUCAUCAUCCUACAAUGCCAUAAUUGGAAGGCCAACUUUAAAUAGUUGGAAGGCUGUUACAUCUACCUACCACCUAUCAGUCAAGUUUUCGACAGAACACGGAGUAGGACAAGUACAAGGAGACCAACUAGCAGCAAGAGAAUGUUACCUGGCCAUGUUGGCUAUGGACUAA